Cuscuta europaea is the source of this 1553-nucleotide messenger RNA. The record is from the annotation of a GenBank genome assembly. NCBI's taxonomy places the organism in Eukaryota, Viridiplantae, Streptophyta, Magnoliopsida, Solanales, Convolvulaceae.
GUACGUAGCUUUCCUAAAAGCCUACGAGCGUCCUAUUUUGGACCAACAUUGGUGCUUUCAUUGAGAGCCUCUAUUGUUUCUCUCAUCACUCUAGUAGGAAUUUUCAGAAAAAUGUGUGAAAAUCGAAGGUUUCUAGCAGUUUUUUUCCAGGUUUGUAAUCCAAAAUCUGGAAAUAGAAUGAAAAAAUAUAGUCGGGUAGUGCAAUGGCUAUCUGGAUCUAAGCCAGUGAUCGGCGUCCACACAGGAGGUCCCGAAAGUUAUCUGCCAAAAGAAACAAAAUCAACAAAACUGGGAUUUCAGAAACCGUCGAUGAUGUCAGCUAUGUCUCAGUCACCGGAGAUGGAAUUUUAGAACUGGGGUUUUCCGGUGCUAAGUCGGAGAUGUCCUCAUCGUCCCGGUUUCCGCCACUCGCCAGCUCCCCACCCAUUCUCGGGUCUGAGCCGAAACUGCCUCGCACCGUCCGCUGCAGGUCGCUCCGCCAUCUUUGUCAUACCGCUGUUGGCGUCGCACCUGGUCUCCUUUGCGACUCGAUGGUAAGAACUUGAAUCAUGACGAGGAUUGACCUUAAGCAUCCGCCAUUAAUGGAUCCUAAGAGCUCCAGGAGUGACAUAUCGUGGACAAGUGCACCCCUGUGGAGAUGGAACUCCCAUGUCUGUCUGUCGCCGCCUGAGGAACCUUCGCCGGUGUUGCCCGAGUCCUAGCGAACUCGCCCCUCGUUGAUUUCGCCCAGCCGCUGGUGGCCUGGUGCUGCCUGAUGAAGAUUUGUUGUCUCCGGCCUCAGUCGAUGCAGUGUUGUGCCCUUAAUGAUUGAGGCUCCAAAGGGUAAGCUAUAGUAGUUGUAUGCUACUGCCCACUCGCCAAACGUGAGAGCCGCCAAAGGCUAGGUCAAAAUUGUUAGUGGAGCUACCCAACUGCUAUUUCUUUAUCAGCCAACGCAGGCACACAACCCAUUCAGUGUUGAGCCCAAUUCAAAAAAGCUAAGUAUCCAAAAAUCCACUAUAUUUUGAUACAAAAAAAAUAUUACAAAAAAAAAACAUAAAUUGAAUCAUUUGAAAAGAUAUUUUAAGUGGUGUAAUUGCUUUAACUCUUGUUGAGUGUGUGUAAUUUUAACAUUGAAAAAUGGACUUAUGAAAUCCGAUCACUCACGUACACCGGACGAGCACACACACUCGUACAAUGGCCGAGCACACACACUCGCGCCACCGGGUCAUGUCAUAUGGGUGUGGCGAUUAAUAAGCUCCAAUAUAAAUGUUAAUACCUCACACUCUUGACUUCUUACGGGUUCUUGUGUGCUCUUACCUCUUCCUAGUGCAUCACACUCCGACCUCGGGGGACGAGUCAUCCGUUCAAAAGUCUUUACUUGCGGGUUCGAACUACUAACCUCGGGCGGCGAGUUAAACUCUUGUUAGGGGCCUAGAGCCACGCUUUUCCGAGCAAUUUUGUCACUUAAUUGACGUUCACAUUUCUCGAAGAGGUUGAUAUACUUUAGUUCUCUGGGGUUGGAUUAUCCGUUCGAGUGAGGAGUCCGCCUCACUUACUCGCGGAUUCAAUCU